AUGGCUUCCUCUGCCUCUCCCCUGAAAUCCCUCCCCGAAGACCUCCUAAUCCAAAUUCUCACUCGAUUACCGGUAAAAUCCAUCCUCCGAUUCAAAUCCGUCUCCAAACGAUGGUCAACUCUCCUCACAACACCUCAAUUCACCGCCGCCCACCUCCGCCGCUCUGCCUCCGACAACCCCCUGCUCAUCAUCCGCCACGGCCAAACCACCGGUGACCUCCUAAUCUCCGUGCUCGACUCAAAUCUCGCAACCCUCCACCGCGAUUUGCCGGUGCCCGUCCCGAGAUACGACGAUUUCUCCGCCUCGAUCGUCGGUUCCUGCAACGGCCUGCUCUGUCUCGAGUACAGAACCACCAGAGCAGCGCUCUGGAACCCUGCCACCAAGCAGUUCGCCUGGAUCCCGGACCUGGACCUCCGAUCCCCUUUCCGCCACGUGACGAGGUUCGUCGCCAUCGCGGAGAGCUACGGGUUCGGGUUCAACGGCGAGAUUGAGGAUUACAGGUGGGUGAAAUUCGCCGGAUUUUACUACAGGGACUGGAGCAGAGAAGACGAAGCGAUAUGGGAAAGUUUGGAAGUGAAGGCGGCGGUGUUCUCGUGGAAGAGCUGGUCGUGGAAGGAACUGAGAGGUGCCCGGAUUCCGGCUGCUUCUUACGGCCAUGCGGUGGCUGCAAACGGGCAUCUGUACUGGAUCGGGGGAGGGGACGGGAUGAGGGAUUUCGUGCUGGCGUUCGAUCUCGUGGCGGAUUCGUUUCGGAUUGUCGAUUUGCCCGAGGCUCGGCCUGAUGAUGGUGGAUUGCUGAGGCUCGACAUCGAGGCGAGGAUCGCGGCGUUCAGGAGCUGCCUGGAAUUGAGGUUGUACGAUGAUGAUGAGUUGGAGGUGUUGGUGAUUGGGGAGAAUGGGGUGGACAUGAGAGGGGAGACGUGGGAGUUUAUGUGUGGAUACGGCUGGUUUGAUGGUUCUACUGAUCGAGAAACGGUUGAAAGUUGUUGUGAGGGGUUGUGGAAGGGGCUUCAGAUGUUUAGACUGAUGCGAGGAGGGAGCAGGGAUCAUCUGUACUUGUUUGAUCCGGGAAGCAGAGUGAUUCGUCGGUUUGACGAUCUCGUUGGUAUUGUGUUUGGAGUUGGCAGUUUUGUACAUAGUCUUGUUCCGGUUCGAGGUGUGAAAAAUGGUGUUGAGUUGUGA
Linum tenue is the source of this 1182-nucleotide messenger RNA. Lineage: Eukaryota; Viridiplantae; Streptophyta; Magnoliopsida; Malpighiales; Linaceae. The record is from the annotation of a GenBank genome assembly.